ACCGGAGCAGUUUUUGCCACCGACUGCUGCGACCCGACGGGCUUGCUGUUGCCGGGCAACAAUAAUUUCCGUCCCUGAGGUCAGGGGCCAAGGCCCCCUGGCGCAAAGCCUUCUGGGGCUUGUAGUUCCAGCUUUGGGGAGUGGGGCACAGAGCCACGGUCAGGCACCCUUUCCACCCGUCUGCCCUCGCCGACCGGCCGGUCUCUGGGGUCAGCGCCAGGUCCACAGGUCCGGCCCCUCGCUCCGCUCCCCGAAAGCAACCGUCGAGGAGUGUCCAGUGAUGGCAGACCAGUGCCUGGUACCACACUAUGAAGCUUGCCAGACCCUGGGUGAAGACAAGUGCCCAACAGUCCAAGUCUCAGAGCCAGAGCUCCAGGAGGAACGACUCAAGCUGAAGGAAGAGAGGCUCAAGCCAGAGGUGGAGUCACUAGAGGAGAGAGGCCCUCCCAGGCCUAUGGCCUCCAUUGUGAGGCCCAGUCCUGGUCCGAAGAGGAAGCCAGUCAACCUCCCAGGACCUAGCCACCAAGUCCAUCCCAAAGCUGAAGCUGAGAUGCCACAGGGGCUGCCACCGCAGAGGGAGGAGCCAGAGGGUAGCCAGACUGAGCCCUCACCAUCUGCCAAACAGCACAAAAAAGCCAAGAAGCGCAAGAGUCUGGGAGCUCCAGUGCUCCCAGCUGUGGCCAGCACAGUGUCUGCACCUCCAGAGACCUUGGGGCUGGAGCCCCCUGCCCUGCCCUGCCCGUUUGCAGGAAAGGCCCAGCGCCUGCGGCCCCUGUACCAGUACAUCAACUAUUGCAAUCCUGAGCUGAAUCAGGCAGGGGAGGGGGACAGGGAGGCUGAGGUGGACGUGGAGCCUGAGUUGGAGUUGGCCCUGGUCCCCGAGGAGGCAGGUGUGGAGCAACUGCAGGCUUUGCUGCCUGUGACAGUACAAGUGACUUUCCCGCCUCCACUGGAGUCUCCCCUUCUCCCAAGCCCAAACCAGAGCAGCAGCCUAGGCCUCAGGAGGAGGGGAAAAUUUGGCCCUUCUCCCUACUUGGGGCCUUGGACUUACUGAAAAUAAACAUUUUUCCUUUUCUCAGA
Neofelis nebulosa (Clouded leopard) is the source of this 1080-nucleotide messenger RNA. It is a transcript of the gene C17H16orf86, whose product is annotated as chromosome 17 C16orf86 homolog. The transcript is spliced from 5 exons. The record is from RefSeq and is a predicted model, not a curated record. Lineage: Eukaryota; Metazoa; Chordata; Mammalia; Carnivora; Felidae. Bases 281 to 1054 code for a protein of 257 amino acids.